Messenger RNA from Medicago truncatula (barrel medic), 1868 nucleotides. RefSeq names its product serine/threonine-protein kinase 38-like. Lineage: Eukaryota; Viridiplantae; Streptophyta; Magnoliopsida; Fabales; Fabaceae. The record is from RefSeq and is a predicted model, not a curated record. The transcript has 14 exons. The coding region runs from base 179 to 1762 and encodes 527 amino acids. Gene Ontology annotation, molecular function: ATP binding; protein serine/threonine kinase activity. Gene Ontology annotation, biological process: protein phosphorylation.
UAAAGGAAUUAGGGAAAAACAAAAAAGACAGCUUGAGAAAAAUAAGGAAGAGAAAGAAAGCAGUGUGAAAAACAAUUAAGAAGGGGAGAGAUUUAGAUUGAUGAGGUGACAGCUUUUAUGAUUAGCAAGACUAAUUUCGGAUUUUCACGUUACCUCAAAUUUGAAGUAGACCUUUAAAAUGGAAACUGCAAGGCGCUGGUUUAGAAAGCGUUGGUUAAAAAAGAAGGAAGCUACAAGCACGUCAAAUGAUCAUCAGUGUUUGGCGCUGGACUUAGUAAAUGAGGAACCACCUUCAAAUGAAACUAAACUGAAGGUUGAAGCUGCGAAGCAUUUCGUAGAAAGUUAUUAUAAGAACCAGAAGCAGAACCAGCAGGAGAGGAAAGAAAGACGUAAUAUCCUAGAAAACAAAUUGGCCGAUGCUGAAGUAUCCAAGGAAGACAAGAAAAACUUGCUUAAGAAUUUUGAGGAAAUGGAGACAGAAAUCAUGCGCCGUCAGAGACUUAAGAUGGGUGCUGAUGACUUUGAGCCACUGACUAUGAUUGGGAAGGGUGCAUUUGGAGAGGUUAGAAUCUGUCGGGAGAAGACAACUGGUCAGGUAUAUGCCAUGAAGAAGCUUCAGAAAUCAGAGAUGCUUCGAAGAGGACAGGUUGAAUAUGUCAAAUCUGAAAGGAACCUUCUUGCAGAAGUUGAUAGCAAUUGCAUUGUAAAACUUUAUUGUUCCUUUCAAGAUGACGAGUAUUUAUAUCUCAUAAUGGAGUAUCUACCCGGUGGAGAUAUGAUGACGUUGCUGAUGCGGAGAGAAGUACUGACUGAAAAUGAAGCUAAGUUCUAUAUCGGGGAGACUGUGCUAGCCAUAGAGUCUAUUCAUAAACAUAAUUAUAUUCAUAGAGAUAUCAAGCCCGACAACUUGCUUCUGGAUAGAAAUGGUCACGUGAAAUUAUCAGAUUUUGGAUUAUGUAAGCCGCUAGACUGCAGUAACCUUCAGGAAAAAGACUUAUCUGAUGGAGUUAACAGAAGUGGUGUCCUUCAAAGUGAUGAACUUACUUUAUCUCCCAACCAAUCACAACAGCAGCAACUGGAGCAUUGGCGGAAAAAUCACAGCAGAAUGCUGGCCUAUUCUACGGUUGGAACACCUGAUUAUAUUGCUCCAGAAGUUAUUCUGAAGAGAGGAUAUGGCGUGGAAUGUGACUGGUGGUCUCUUGGAGCCAUAAUGUAUGAAAUGCUUGUAGGGUAUCCACCAUUUCAUUCAGACGAUCCAAGGACAACGUGUAGAAAGAUAGCACAUUGGAAAACUUACUUAAAAUUUCCAAAAGAUAAACUAUCACCAGAGGCAAAGGAUCUUAUUUGUCGUCUCCUAUGUAAUGUGAAGCAGAGGCUAGGAGCUAAAGGAGCUGAUGAAAUAAAGGCUCACCCAUGGUUCAAAGUAGUUGAAUGGGAGAAAUUGUACCAAAUGAGAGCUCCUUUUAUUCCUAAGGUCAAUGAUGAAUUGGAUACUCGAAAUUUCGAUAAAUUUGAAGAGGAGGACCAGAAAACUGAACCUUCGCCUAAGGCAGGUCCGUGGAGAAAGAUGCUUCAAUCUAAAGAUAUUAACUUUGUUGGUUACACAUACAAGAAUUAUGAAAUGGUGGAUGCAAAUGCAAUACCUGGAUUUGUUGAACUGAAGCAGAAGCCAAAACCUCAAAGGCCAUCUAUCAACUCGUUAUUUGAGGAUGAAUCAGCCGAGGCUUCUUCUCAUCAACCGGCUAGAGAGAGAGAAAUAUGAAUCACAAUGAUCCAAAUUAAUAUAUCUUACAGGUUUUCUAGUAGGCUAUGACCAAAUGCUGAUGACUUCUGUUGUAUAGUACAUUCUUUGUUUGUUUGGUUUUUUU